This is a messenger RNA of Uranotaenia lowii, 1894 nucleotides long. RefSeq names its product fatty acid hydroxylase domain-containing protein 2-like. The record is from RefSeq and is a predicted model, not a curated record. Gene Ontology annotation, biological process: sterol biosynthetic process. NCBI's taxonomy places the organism in Eukaryota, Metazoa, Arthropoda, Insecta, Diptera, Culicidae. Gene Ontology annotation, molecular function: iron ion binding; C-4 methylsterol oxidase activity. The transcript has 4 exons. The coding region runs from base 748 to 1605 and encodes 285 amino acids.
ACUCGAGACCCCAUACACCCAACCUUCGGGUAGUGGUCAUAUCACCUCUUGUCUGCAACUCCGAUUCUCUACCUCCCCGUGGUACUAGCUGGGGUGCGAGCAACCUUAGCGGAGAUCGGGUACCCAACCCCGGUGGAUGCUUUGGUCGCAUGCAGAAUGAGUUAGGGGGCUUCGUACGCGUCUGUUAUCCAUGUUAGGGGCGGCGUGCGGAGUGCAACAACGUCCUGGUGGUGUUCGGGACCCAAAACAGCAACAUCACGACGGUCCUCCUGCGAGAUAGUGGGGUUAGCUGCGGGCCUUGCGAGCCUGUGACUACAAAAAACAUAAGCAACGAACAACGAACAACAAAUUUCGGAUGGAAAUCGGCAAAGACCCACGCGACGAAAAGGGACUAGCGAUUGGAAACUUGUUUAUCUUUUUGAAAAUGAACAGAAAGUUGAAAAUUCGUAAAAAAUUCGAAAAGAGGGUUUGUUUAUUAAAAUGUUUCAACAUGUUUUCAAAACCCCUCUUCAACGCUUUGCAUUGAAUAUUCUGGGAAAGCGUCUACUUGAAAUAAAAAAUCCCAUCGAAUCUCCAAGUGUGGAAACUUCUAAAAAAUUCGAAUGUGCUGAAUCGAUUGACCGGAAAUUUCUUGUGUUAUUUUGACCAGAAGCUGUAAACAAAUUCUCAUACUUGUUCGACAACACUAAUCAGGGACAGAAAUAUCCAAUAUAGGAAAAUUCUCCGUUCGAAUUCAAUUUGGACAAAAUGGAGAUGACGAGCGUCGGCUUGGGAAACGAAACCGGAUAUUUCAUCCAGGAUCGCUGGAACGCAUUGCUGGAUGUCAUUGGUGACGAUCCGGAAUUCCUGUACGUUUGGGCGCUACCCACUUGGGUGCAUUCCUUCUACUGGGUGGUGGGAUCAUUGUUCGUGAUAAUGGAUCUGACCGGAAGGCCGCACUUCAUCCGAAAGUACAAAACUCAACCGGGAACAAACGAACCUCUCCAGAGGGGUCAUCUAGCGAAAGUAGUCCUAAUGAUUUUGUUCAACCAGACCUUCUUGGGCUAUUCGGUGGCGUGGAUAGGAUUCCAUCUGGCUGACAAGACCGAUGCCCCGGAUAUGAGGAUACUUCCCAGUGGAUGGAUUGUGCUGCGGGAUAUCUGUGCCUGUGUCAUUGGCAUCGAGCUCGGGUUCUACUACGUCCAUCGGUUUAUGCAUUUGAAGCCACUUUAUAAGCACUUUCACAAGAAGCACCACGAAUUUACAGCGCCAUUCGCCCUGGCAGCCAUGUACUGUCACCCGCUGGAACACAUCCUCAACAACAUGAUCCCGCCGAGUUUGGGCAUCAUGCUGAUGCGGAGCCAUCCGGCCACGGCUGCCCUCUGGUACCCGAUGAUGAUCAUCGAAACCAUCCGGGAUCAUUGCGGCUAUCAUUUGCCGUUUUUCUUCAGCCCCGAACGGCACGAUUAUCAUCAUGCGAAGUUCACGGAGUGUUACGGAACUUUCGGCAUCAUGGAUUGGAUUCACGGCACUGACCAGGGGUAUCGGAAGUCCAAACAAUAUCAGCGGGAUCAGAUUCUGUGGACUACAAAGACAGCGCGUGAACUAAUUCCCGAUAAAGAGUGAUCCAGUUCCCUGAAAAUUAAACACCCGAAGAGAGAGAAUUUAAGAUUGACAACUAUCGCAUGGUUUACCUGUUUUUUUUUUUUCUUCAGAAAACUGACAAAACAUUGAAACACCCUAUCAAAGUGAUAAAACACUAAAAUGUUGUGACAUGUUUUCGGCCGUUCGCGGAAAACUUGUACGGUAAUAAAUAAACAAAACUUUCAGAUAAAAAAAAUCGAAAAAAGACAAUCCAAGUUGGCGUCGCCUACUUUGUGGCUACUUACAUAUCUAAUGUUUUUGCCUGGUUGGA